This is a messenger RNA of Kogia breviceps (pygmy sperm whale), 3352 nucleotides long. It is a transcript of the gene JPH1, whose product is annotated as junctophilin 1. NCBI's taxonomy places the organism in Eukaryota, Metazoa, Chordata, Mammalia, Artiodactyla, Physeteridae. Gene Ontology annotation, cellular component: junctional membrane complex; endoplasmic reticulum membrane; sarcoplasmic reticulum. The record is from RefSeq and is a predicted model, not a curated record.
AGGAGGAGGAGGAGGAAGGCGGCGGUGGUGGCGGCGGCGGCGGCAGCGGCGAGAGAAGAGGGGAGGACGGGGGCGGCGUCGGACUGGAGCCGAGCGGCGGCGCGAGCUGCCCGGGGCGCUGUCGUGAGCUCGCCCGCCGGGCCUCCACCCCCGAGCUACACCCUGCCGUGCCCAGCUCUGCCCGCGUCCGUGCCCCCGCGGGGAGCGCGCCGGGGCUGCCCCCCGAAUGACGGGCGGAAGGUUCGACUUCGACGAUGGCGGCACCUACUGCGGCGGCUGGGAGGAGGGCAAGGCGCACGGGCAUGGCAUCUGCACGGGGCCCAAGGGCCAGGGCGAGUACUCGGGCUCCUGGUCGCACGGCUUCGAGGUGGUCGGAGGCUACACCUGGCCCAGCGGCAACACCUACCAGGGCUACUGGGCGCAGGGCAAGCGGCACGGGCUGGGGGUGGAGACGAAGGGCAAGUGGAUGUACCGGGGGGAGUGGUCACAUGGCUUCAAGGGGCGCUACGGGGUUCGGCAGAGCCUGUGCACCCCCGCUCGCUACGAGGGUACCUGGAGUAACGGGCUGCAGGACGGGUACGGCGUGGAGACCUACGGGGACGGAGGUACCUACCAGGGCCAGUGGGCCGGCGGCAUGCGGCACGGCUACGGCGUGCGCCAGAGCGUGCCCUACGGCAUGGCCACGGUGAUCCGCUCGCCGCUGCGCACGUCGCUGGCCUCGCUGCGCAGCGAGCAGAGCAACGGCAGCGUCCUCCACGACGCCGCGGCCGCCGCCGACAGCCCGGCCGGCAGCCGCGGGGGCUUCGUGCUCAACUUCCAUGCCGACGCCGAGCUCGCGGGCAAGAAGAAGGGCGGCCUCUUCCGCCGGGGCUCCCUCUUGGGAAGCAUGAAACUGCGUAAGUCCGAAUCCAAGUCCUCCAUCUCCAGCAAGCGCAGCUCGGUCCGCAGCGACGCCGCCAUGAGCCGAAUCAGCUCCAGCGACGCCAACUCCACCAUCAGCUUCGGCGACGUAGAUUGUGAUUUCUGCCCGGUGGAAGACCACGUGGACGCCACCACCACGGAAACCUACAUGGGCGAGUGGAAGAACGACAAGCGCACCGGCUUCGGCAUCAGCGAGCGCUCCAACGGCAUGAAAUAUGAAGGCGAGUGGGCAAAUAACAAGAGGCACGGGUACGGCUGCACCGUGUUUCCCGACGGCUCCAAGGAAGAGGGAAAAUACAAAAAUAAUAUUCUGGUCCGUGGAAUAAGGAAGCAGCUUAUACCGAUAAGAAAUACAAAAACUAGGGAGAAGGUGGACAGAGCGAUCGAAGGCGCGCAAAGGGCAGCUGCCAUGGCGAGAACCAAAGUGGAAAUAGCAAAUUCAAGGACCGCGCACGCGAGAGCCAAAGCUGACGCCGCAGACCAGGCUGCUCUGGCCGCCCGCCAGGAGUGUGACAUCGCGAGAGCUGUGGCCAGAGAGCUGUCACCUGACUUCUACCAGCCAGGCCCAGAUUAUGUCAAACAGAGAUUUCAGGAAGGUGUAGAUGCUAAAGAAAAUCCAGAAGAAAAGGUCCCGGAAAAGCCACCUACACCAAAGGAAUCUCCUCAUUUUUAUCGCAAAGGCACGACACCCCCAGGGUCUCCCGAGGCAAGUCCCAAACAAGGCGGCUCUCCCUCCCCAAAGCCCGUGAAGAAGCAGAAUCCCAGCUCAGGGGCGAGACUCAACCAAGACAGAAGGAGUGCAGCCGAGGAGCAGGUGACGGCCACCGUCAAUAAGCCCUUGACCUCCAAGGCUCCCACGAAGGAGGUGGGAGCGGUUGUGCCCCACUCCAGGUACUCUGGCCGUCACCACGUCCCUAACCCCAGUAACGGGGAGCUGCACUCUCAGUAUCACGGCUACUACGUGAAACUGAAUGCCCCUCAGUACCCCCCGGAGGACGUGGAGGAGGAGGAAGGGCCAAGCCAGUCUUCCUCGGCGCUGGUGCACAAGCCAUCGCCCAACAAGUGGAGUCCCCCUAAAUCUGUGACAAAACCAGUUGCCAAAGAAAGCAAAGCUGAGCCAAAAGCUAAGAAGUCUGAACUUGCUAUACCAAAGAAUCCAGCAAGCAACGAUUCGUGCCCUUCUUUGGAAAAAGAAGCCAAUUCGGGCCCUAAUUCAAUCAUGAUUGUCCUCGUCAUGCUGUUGAAUAUCGGGUUGGCCAUUCUUUUUGUUCACUUUCUAACUUGAUUGGAAUUAGGAAAGCAGCCCCAUCCGGCGAAGUUCUUGGCAUUGGCUACUCCAUCUGUCCUAGCAGAGUGUGACUAAACUGGAAAUGUAUGGAGCUGCAUUUUUUUUUUUUUUUUUUUUUGAUGGAAGUCAACAGCUGCCUUACUAUUUUACCAUCUGACGUUUCUAGAAGGGAGCUGGGGAAACAAACGACUGCCGGAGGAAUGUGGUCGGAGGAUUGUGUUGCUGUGGCCGUGGUUCCAGCAUUCACUCCUGUCUCAUUAGAAGAAGUAGGUAGCAGCAUCACUCACCAGUCUUAUGCCAUGACCUGCUGCUUUCUCAUCUCCUGGAACGUCCCGGGAGAGGAGGUGUCGUUGGCUUGUGCACGAUUAUGUUCAUUUCUGCUGUUUAUUUAAAUCCGACGUAUAGCCAUCUACAACAUGCGGUCCUGGCUGGCUGAAGCACAUGUGUCGCAUCUCAAGGAAAAGAAACAACAGAAUGCUAGAGAAAAUGUGUUUAUUUUGAUAGCAAUACAUCACUCUUCAUGUCGUUUAGUCUUCCUAAACCUGUAAAAGGCUGUUUAAAAUUUAGCAAUUUGAAGGCAUUACACCUACCUAAAAAUAAUUUGACUUUAAACAUUUUUAACACUACUGAGAUGAAUUAUUUACGCACUUAGGAGGUGCUAGAUUUUAAAAGCUGAAAGACAACAGAAUUCUAAGAAGUAUAGUCAAAAUGUUGCAUGGAUUGCAGUAAUCGGUGUUUAAAGGAUUCAGUUUCAUUGCUGACGUACUUUACCAACCAAAUAAAAUCUUGUCAGUAGCUAUGUUAAUUCCCAUGAAAGUUAAGCAAGAUGCUAUUAAUAACUGCUCUUUUUUUUCCCCCCAAACUUAAAUUUUUGUUGAAUACAUUCAGGUAGAGCAUAAAGCUUUGUUAAAUCAGUGCUUCUCAACUUUACGCCUUUCAUGUUUUUCAAAGUCCUUUUGUAAUUGUAUUUCACAUUUUAAAGGCUUAGACAAUUUUUAAGUAUCUGUCUUUUGCAGUCCUUUGUUAUUCUGACAUAAUCUGAUUUUUUUUUUGCUGUUUUAUAAUUUAUUCUUUAUUACUCAGAAGCAUGCUUAUUUAGAGAAACUACGUGGUCUUUAUACAAAUAAUUAUUUAAAAAGAAAA